GAGAGGAAUAUUUUUCAAAGGAAUACACUUAAGAAGAAAACAAUUGGUUUGGGAAGUUUCCAGAGGCUUUUUUGCGAAGGCCAAAGUUGCAGCAGGAAUCAACGGUUUCUCUCAAAAUGGCUUGCAGAGGGAGUUGAAGAACAAAACGGUCCUGUCAGUGAUCUGUUUUUGCUCGCAACAUGGAUGACUCGUCGGUGGCAGACUACAACCACACGCUACUGGACCCUGACUUGUACAUGGAGGACGCCAUUGAUGGAUUUGGGGUGACCAUGGCAAUCCUUUACCUUGUGGUUUGCAUCAUGGGACUUGCUGGAAACUCCCUUGUCAUAGUCGCUAUUUUGAAAUUGGACAAGAUGUCGUCGGCUACCACCGUGUACAUUUUUAAUCUGGCACUCGCCGACGGACUUUUCAUGGUAGGUCUGCCGUUCAUUGCGAGUCAGAACUUCCAAAACCACUGGGUGUUUGGCGACUUGGUGUGCAAGGUGGUGAUGGUGCUUGACGGCAUCAAUCAGUUCACCAGCAUCUUCUGUCUGACGAUGAUGAGUGUAGACCGCUAUAUGGCGCUGUCCGAUCCCCUGAGAUUCGCCAGAUGGAGAACACCACGCUGCGCCAAGAUAAUAUCAGCGUUGCUGUGGCUCUUCUCCCUCCUCACAAUUCUUCCCAUGGCGCUUCACUUCUCCACAGAGCGAGGGCUGUGUAUACCCGUGCUAGCUUCAGAUGCUUGGUGGCUCGGUGUGUUGUCUUACACCUUUGUCAUGGGUUUUGCGUUACCAUUCGUCGUCAUGACUGCAUUCUACACAACACUGCUGCUAACACUCAGAUCCCAGCGACUUCAGACUCCCACAGCUACCAACGGGAACCAUCGGUUAGAACGUCAAGUGACCAAAAUGGUUGUCGCUGUUGUGCUUGUGUUUGGGAUCUGCUGGCUGCCCUUCUAUACCUUCAACUUCUGCUCGCUUUAUCAAACUGAGCUGGCUGUGACCUUUGCAAGAGCAUUUGAAGUCAUGGUGCUCUUGUCGUAUUCAUGGAGCUGUGCUAACCCAAUCCUCUACACCUGCUUCUCCGACACCUUCAGGAGAUACUUCCGUUGCCUUUUAUGCUCCGCUGGAAAAUUAUCCCCAAAUAUGCAAUGCAACACUGAAGGGUAUGACCUGAAUGAUACCACUGUCCCCGAUGUCACCAUGCUGCCUUAG
Molecule: messenger RNA, 1193 nt
Organism: Synchiropus splendidus (mandarinfish)
Lineage: Eukaryota; Metazoa; Chordata; Actinopteri; Syngnathiformes; Callionymidae
Product: somatostatin receptor type 5
Exons: 1
Coding region: 180-1193 (337 amino acids)
Biological process (GO): cellular response to glucocorticoid stimulus; regulation of insulin secretion; neuropeptide signaling pathway
Cellular component (GO): neuron projection; membrane
Molecular function (GO): neuropeptide binding; somatostatin receptor activity
Source: RefSeq, a predicted model, not a curated record